AUGAAGCUUAUCGAGUUAGCACUUAUCGUACUGGUAGCACUGGGUGGUCCUUGCCGUUCCAUGGAUUCGGGAUGUGGCGAUGAAAUGUCACAGGCGAAAAAGAUGCAAGUUGAUUUCUCGUUAAAACUGUUAAGUUUUUCGCCGCAAAAUGAAUCGUCGUUGCUAUCAUCAACCGCUAUCUUUUCCGUAUUUGCUUUUCUGUAUGAUAGAGUUGAACCUAAAAUCCGAAAUCAGAUGGAAGCAUUCAUUGCCGGAGUUGAGGAGUCACGUUUAGAUCAAGGCACAUCGACAUCUAACAGUUUUAGGGGCUCUGCCCUAUGUAUUUUGUUAAGUAAUCAGAUAUGUUAUAAUAAGAGAGGUCGGCAACUAUCAGCAAUUAUUUAUCAACAGAAAAUUUUCUCAGUCACAAAUCUUUUCAGAAGGGCAAUGAGAAAUUCAUGUAUUAUGUUAAAAAUAACUCAAAUUAAAAGUGAAGGUGAUGAAUUUGUAAAGGAAGCUGCUGGUUGGUUAAAAAAUGAGCCUAAACAUGAAAUCAAAAAUAGCAUUUACAUUAAUUUUGGUUUCUCGUUAUUUUUUAUGAGUAAAUUGCAUUAUCAAUCGAACUGGAUAUAUCAUUUCACGUCGUUCGAGGAUGAUUUCCAUCCUACACCAUCUACAGCAAUUCGUAUGACAAUGAUUGAAUCGGUAGCAAAAUUCCGGUAUUGUCAGGAUAAGGUUGCUCAAGUGGUUUCAUUGCCAUUACAAAAUGAAAUGAAUAUGGUAAUUUUUCUACCUCUAGAGACGGGACUAGCAGAAUUUGAGGAACAGCUUAGCGGAGAGAAAUUGCUUGCUUACAUUGACAGUCUUAAGCAAAUCGGAGACAUUGUGGUUACGAUUCCAGAAUUUGAAAUCCAAAAAUAUUUUCUUUUAUCAAAGCCAAUGGCACACAUGGGAAUGAAAUCAUUGUUUAGCCCAUCGAUUAAUUUAUCUUCUAUUACCAGACAGGAUUUAUCGAUUACAAAAUUACCAAAAAUGGAAUCACAAACAAAGGUUCAACCGCUUCUGUACCGAUGA
Acanthocheilonema viteae is the source of this 1053-nucleotide messenger RNA. Lineage: Eukaryota; Metazoa; Nematoda; Chromadorea; Rhabditida; Onchocercidae. The record is from the annotation of a GenBank genome assembly.